UUUUGCUUAUUUGAUGAGUGCUCUCUCCUAUUGCAUAAGCUAUGCACAAAGAUCAACUCCUUUUUCUUCUUCUUCUUCUUCUACUAAUUCUACCUCGGUCUUUUAGUAUUGCCGUUGAAAAUAAUCGGUGCACCACCUUUUGUGGCGAGGUCGCCAACAUAAGCUACCCAUUUCGGCUGAGAGGCGACCCGAAUGUCUGCGGCGACCCUAACUAUGAGCUAGCCUGCAUAAAUAACCGCACUGUUCUCGAUUUGUACUCGGGCAAUUACUAUGUACGGUAUAUCGACUAUACCAACUACACGAUUAGGGUUGCUGAUGUCGGGCUGCAAAAGGGCAAUCGCUCGUCUCUCCCUCUCCGCUCUUUGUCGUGUGGCUACUUCAGCUACAAACCGGAUCGGUAUAGAUGUGGGGGAUACACGUUCAAUAGUCGAGAGUUAUCCAAGACUGUUUCGAUUGUGAAUUGUACGAAGGCCGUUGGCUCUCGGUUUUACAUUGACGCUUCGUCAUGCCUUGAUGGGGUCGAAUUUUCAAUUUUUUCUUGUACAAGAAGUCGAUUAUAUAUCAUGGUCGAUGCAAAUGUGUCGAAUGUGAAAACUGCAUGCACUAUAGAACUUAUGGCAAUGAUACCAUGGUGGGCUGAUGGCGACAAUCUUCGUUCCUAUGCGCAAAUUCAUGAUCUGAUGGUUUAUGGGUUUGAGCUUUCAUGGCAUCCAAUCGCCUGUAAGAUUUAUUGCAAAGAUUAUAAUGUGUGCGACAUUAACGACAAGCACCAAAUUCAGUGCAGAAACAAGAAAGAUGAAGGUGGCUUCGAUUUCCUCACCGAUAUCGGCCAAUCUAUUGAAGUGAUCAUGCGAAGAGGCAUCGGUAACAUUAAUACAAUCUUCUCAUUGUGA
Molecule: messenger RNA, 893 nt
Organism: Syzygium oleosum
Lineage: Eukaryota; Viridiplantae; Streptophyta; Magnoliopsida; Myrtales; Myrtaceae
Exons: 2
Coding region: 42-893 (283 amino acids)
Molecular function (GO): polysaccharide binding
Source: RefSeq, a predicted model, not a curated record